Molecule: messenger RNA, 4565 nt
Organism: Talpa occidentalis (Iberian mole)
Lineage: Eukaryota; Metazoa; Chordata; Mammalia; Eulipotyphla; Talpidae
Gene: SKA2
Product: spindle and kinetochore associated complex subunit 2
Exons: 4
Coding region: 63-428 (121 amino acids)
Biological process (GO): mitotic cell cycle; cell division; chromosome segregation
Cellular component (GO): spindle microtubule; outer kinetochore
Molecular function (GO): microtubule binding
Source: RefSeq, a predicted model, not a curated record
CAGUGCUAGUACCGUUUGCAGCUUAAGCGCCGCCGCGGCCUGAGGAAUGUCAACUAUUCAACAUGGAGGCGGAGGUCGAUAAGCUGGAACUGAUGUUCCAGAAAGCUGAUUCUGAUCUGGAUUACAUUCAGUACAGGCUGGAAUAUGAAAUCAAGAUUAAUCAUCCUGAUUCAGCAGGCAAGAAAAAUCCAGUUACACUCUUAAAGGAAUUGUCAGCGAUAAAGUCUCGAUAUCAAACUUUGCAUGCACGCUUUAAACCAGUUGCUAUUGAGCAGAAAGAGACUAAAAGUCGCAUUUGUGCUACUUUGAAUAAGACAAUGAUCGUGAUACAAGAACUACAAAAGCAAACAGAUGUGGAGCUGUCGCCACUUACCAAAGAAGAGAUGACUGCUGGAGAACAAUUAAAAUCUCACAUGUCAGACUUAUGAAGAAAUGGAAUUGCAGAAGGGCACUCUAAUGGCAAGAGAUAAAUUCCAAGAAAAUUAGGAGAAUGUAUUAGCACUUGAGAACUAGAUGUGAGAGGAUGAGAAGAUUUGGCUUGGAUAGAUGGAUAGUGAUACUUUUCACAAUAGGGGAAUAUAGGAAAGAUAGAAUAUUAUAUAAGUUUAGUCAAAGGGACUUAUAACAUAUAUGCACAUAUACUUUUAAUAUAUAUAUUUAAUUUUUGGUAAUGAAGUCUGUUAACUGUUUGCACCCAUUUUUGUAAAAUCAAGAUAAUACAGGUGUCCUGGCCUAUCGUAAAAGAAUAUUUAUAUACUGGCAUUAUUAGUCAGACAAAUGUGAAUGAACAUGUUUUGAAAAGUAAAGGACAAAAAAAUUUUUUUGGUUUUUUAAAUUCUUUUUUUUUUAAAGAUUUAUUUAUUUUUAUACAAGAGCUGGGGUACAGGCCAGAGGCACGGGAGGGUGAGAGGAUUGACCAGAGACAGAGCAGGGUGCAGUACAGGCAGAUUGACCAAAGUACACUGCUGAGGGGAGCAGUGGGCAAGGCAGGAGAGGUCUGCCAUGCCAUGUGGGACUCUCCCUGACUGGCCAGGAAUCGAAUCUGCUACGUUGCAGAGGCUGAGGACAGCUUCACAGCACUGCGAUCAACCCGCUGUGCCACUGGGGAGGCCCGGACAAAAAAAUUGUAUUAUGCAUGUAUAAAUGUAUGUAAUUCUAUUUUUGAAAAAUUUGAUUGCAGAUCUGAUUACAUUAUCAGAUACUGCUAAUAUGUGACCUACAGAUUCCCACAAAACCUAACUUUAGUAAUUAGCUUUUCUGUUACAGCCUCUUUAUUUUUUUUUUUUUUCAUAUUCGGCCUGCUAAUUUUCAGCACUAUGAGCUCUACUUUCAAAUGUUCUUUUCGACUGUCCUUAUCAUGUUUUUUUUUUUUUUAAACUAAUUUUAUUUUAUUAUUUUUUUAAGAUUUAUUUAUUUAUACAAGCACUGGGUACAGUCAGAAGCGUGGGUUGGUGAGAGAAUUCACCAGAGCCAGAGCGGGGAACAGAGCAGGCAGAAGGACCGAAGCACACUGCUGAGGGGAGCAGCGGGCGGCAGGAGAGGUCCGCACGCCAUGUGGGACCCUCCUCUGGUGGCCGGGGAGCAGCCGGGGAUCGAACCAGCGCCGAAGAGGCUGCGGGCAGCUUCGCAACCCAGCGCUCAACUGUUGCGCCACCGGGGAGGCCCUGUCCUUAUCAUGUUUUAAUACUAUCUUUGUACUCCUUCAACUAAGAGAUCCUGUUCAUUCUGUAUAAAAUCAGAAGUACACUGGCAACUACAACUUGCCAGUAUUCUUGUAUUUGUGUGUCUGUCUCCUAUUUAAAAAAAAACUAUUGGAAAUAAGGUCAUUGUUCAAGGUAGGGACAAAUUUUAAUACCAAGGUUUUAAGCACAGGGUUAUUUAUAAUAGCAGUAAAAAUACAUGUGGGCGAGACAGGAGAGGUCUGCUCGCCAUUUGGGUUGCUUCGAGGCCGGCGCGGAUGGAACUGGCACUGUAGAGGCUGUGGACAGCUUCACAGCGCUGGGCUCAACGGCCUGCGCCACCAGGGAGGCCUUAGAAUUCUACUUUUAUGUAAUUAAAAUUUUUCUGUUAUACUAACUUGUAAUAGCUGACAAAUAAUGUUGGGUAAAUAGCUUGAGUUACUUUUUAUUCUUUUUUUUUAAGAUUUAUUUAUCCAUUCAUACAAGAGCUGGGAUACAGGCCAGAGAUGUGGGGGGUGAGAGGAUUCACUAGAGACAGAGGGGAACAGAACAGGCAGACUGAUGAAACACACUGCUGAGGGGAGGAGUGGGCGAGUCUUGAGAGGUCUGCUGCGCCAUGUGGUUUGCUCCCUGAUCGGCCGGGGAUCGAACUCUUGCUGCAGUGGCUGUGAAUUGCUUCAUAGUGUGGUGCUUAAUCCCUUGCGCCACCAGGGAGGGUCUAGUUUGAAAAUUUCAUGAACAAAAAGCCCUCUUCUUUUUCAACUACAGAGAAAUAAGUUAUAUCUUACACCAGAUCUUAAUUAUCGUCUGUACUAGGCAAUUAAUAAUGUCAUUGGAUGGCUCUGGGAGGUGAUGUUGAUUGGUGGGAUUGAAAAAUAGUAGUAAGAUGAAGAGGUCAUGAUAGGUUCUUAAUGUUAAAGCAGUUUUCUUUUCAAUUAAGGGAUGAAAAUUAGAUUGUACUUUUUUUCAUUUGUUAAUUUUUCCCACCUACUCCUGCUAAAAUUGUUCUCUAUACACUCAUAGUCAUUUGCUUCUGAUUGCCUCUUUGUGGUGGAUUCCCACAUACAAUUUCUACUAGAUCUAGAUUCAUAUUUCAUAAAAUAAACUCUACCUGAAUACCCAAACAUGUCCAGAAUACUUACUGAUUUUGUUAUUUUGUUAAUGGACACAAUAUUGUUAGCUGCAAUUCAAAGUUUGUACCACUUUCUUAGUCAAUAGAAUCUAAUUUUGCCUCUGAAAUGUUUGUAUUACCCAGUGCUUUAUUUUUACUCUUACUAUUCUAAUUUAGAUAUUUUAUUUCUCAUCUGAACUAUAAUUGUUUUCGCCUAUGUGAUAAUAGUGUUUUUAGGUCUUAAAUUAUCAAUAAUACAGAUUAGUUUAAGUUGUUUAAAAAAUUUGUAUUGUCUUUUUAUUGAGGUAAUGUUGGUUCACACUACUGUUGAUUCACAAUACUUUAGAGUUGCAGGUUCACACUUCUUCAGAUGUAUGUUACCAUACCAUACCUACUAUCAAAAUACCCAUAAUCCUCCACCAUAGUUCAAGGGCCUUCUCUCCCUUAAAUUAAUAUAACUCUUAAUUUUUUAAGAUGUUUUGGGACUUAAAUUUUCACAUAUUGAACGUAAAAUAUUGACAAUGGAUAAACAAUAGGGGAAAAAAAUUCUUCAGCAAAGACCUGGAACUCACGAUUUGACUUGUCAAACACUAAAGAGAACAGUCAAGUGAACAGAGGAUAAGGGAGUUUAACAGAGAUUUUAACAGCAUAACUGAAAACAAACCCAACUAAGCAUCCGGUCAGCCUCUCUUCCACCCACUGAAGGAAAAGUUUAAAUGAACUUCUAAAUCUUGUUUCUCCGGUUAAAAAGGGAGAGGGUAAGAAAGACACAGCUGUUGCAAGGUCAAGCACCCUACGGAUUCCUUCUCUACAUGUUAUCACCAGAACCCUAUUACUAGAAAUAGAAAUGUAUAGAGAUAAAAGCUACAAGGUAUUAAAAACAGACCUUGCUAUAGAAACAGAGGUCACUUGUAUUUCAGUGAGAAUAUAAAGAAAGAUCUACAGGGUCCUCCCUGGUGGUGCAAGGGGUUGAGUCACAGUACUAAGAAGCUAUCAGCAGCCACUAUAGCUCAAGUUUGAUCCCUAGCCAGGGAGCUUACCUACACGGUGCAGCAGACCUUUUCCUGUCUGACCUGCUGCUCCCCUGAGCAGUGUAUUUCAGUCAAUCCACCUGUUCUGUUCCCCACUGUCUCUGGUGAAUCCUCUCACACACCCCCCACCGCCCGCGCAACUCUGGCCCAUACCUCAGUUCUUGUAUGCAUAAAUAAACCUUUAAAAAAAAUAAGAAAGAUCUACAGUUUCCUUUUAGCAUGGAACUCCUAAAAUACAUGAUCACUGUUGAUCUGAAUUAAAGCUGUGGGAGCAAGACCUUACUCUGGUCAUUUUGGAAAGGAUUAAGAUUCAGUGCCUAGAACACCAUCUAUUCACCCUCCAAGCCAUAGAUCCAAGUCUCCAGUGACAAUUAACUGCAUCUUGCAUAACAAAGUCCAUAGGUAUAUCUGAAUACUAAAAUCUAGCUAGAAAAAGCAGUGGCAAAGACAAAAUAAGCUGAAAUUUGUAGAAAGGAAGAUUUUUAAAAAUGUUUCCAGUUCAAGUCAGCAUUAAGGUGGUCACUAAGUCACAGCAUCUUUACAUAGCUAAUAUAACUUCAAGAAAUUAAAAAAUAUAAGUGCUCCUCUAGAAUUAAUGUGCAGAAAGUUUCUUCAGAUGUUUCCACAUGUAUACAAAUAAAACAUUUUUUUAAAGAUUACUUUUUAUUUAUGCAUACAAGAACUGGGGUCUAGGCUAGAGGUGCAGGCAGAUGAGAGGAUUCAUCAGAGAUGGAGUGGGGAGCA